CUCAUUAUUAUUUAAUGUAGGAUUUCACUCACACAUAUAUACCCAACAUUCUUGGAUUCAAAAAUGAUAUUCCACCAAUUUGAGCAUGCUUGGGUCUCAUGAAGUUUCUUAUAUUGCAUAAAUAUGAACUUUUAUUGGGAAGGCCAAUUCCACGAGAAGUGAGAGAAAUGAUCUUGCCUGUGGACGAUUGGAAUGCAAUUUCAUUUGAUUUGAUGCAAGGUUUGUCAAAUUUGGAAGAAUUAAAAGUUAAAAAUUAUGGAGGAAUCCAUGAGGUGAUUAAGCUUGAAGGGCUUCUUACUAUAAAAGGAGAACAGGAUCUGUUACUUCCAAGAUUGAAGAACAUGUUGUUGAUUGGUCUACAUGAACUGAGGUGCAUAUGGAAAGGCGCAACUAAACUUAUUAAUCUUAACAAUCUUGAAGAUUUAGAAGUCAUCGGGUGCAAAAAAUUGACGCAUCUCUUCACACCGGCCCUCGCUCAAAGCUUACAAAAGUUGAAAUCUCUUAAAAUUGAAAGGUGUGACGAAUUGGAGCAUCUAAUUGUUGAAAAUGUAGAAGAACAGGUCUCAUCAGAGAGUCAUCUCCAACUUUUAUGCUUCCCUAAACUGAAAAGAGUCCAUGUCAGAUACUGCAAUAAAUUGAAAUAUCUCUUCCCCAUGACCGUCGCUGAUAGUCUUUUAGAACUAAAGAUUCUCAUAGUAAAAGAAAACUCUCAAUUAAUGGAAGUAUUCACACAUGAAGGAGACGCUGGAGUUCCGAAAUAUGUAACGCUCCCUCAACUAGAAUUUAUGGGACUCAAAGGUCUACCAAGCCUUUUUAACUUCUGCCCAAACAACUAUCAGUUUAUAUUGCCAAAAUGGUGCCAGUUAGAAGUGAAAAGCUGUAAGAACAUGAGGACGACUUUUACCCGUACUCCAGACAGAAGUGUGCUUAUAAAUGGAGAGGUAGCCCAGAUCGACGAGCCUACAGGGAUUUCAACAAUUUCUCCAGUGCUUACCAUAUGCCCUGCCGACAACGAUAUAACAUGGAGGACAGACCGCAAACGGGAUAAUAACUCCGAAGAUGAUAUUUUGUGGCUGUUGAUUGGAUGGAUGGAGCUGCUAAUUCUGGAGUUGGACUCGCAUUAGGUCUCCGAAGAUUGUCAUCUUUGUAUUACACAACUCUUUUGCUUUCUAUUUAUUUUCUUUUAACAUCGCUAUAUCGUUAAACUCUAGAUACGUUACAAGUUUGUGUGAUAAUUCUACUUUCCUAGUUCCUUUACACUUUAUGCUUUCAGCAACACACGACAACAAACAAAUAAUUUAUUUGAUGCGUGUUUUAUAUUAUUUUAUUUUUUGAUAGAUA
Quercus lobata is the source of this 1341-nucleotide messenger RNA. RefSeq lists its product as uncharacterized. Bases 99 to 1124 code for a protein of 341 amino acids. Lineage: Eukaryota; Viridiplantae; Streptophyta; Magnoliopsida; Fagales; Fagaceae. The transcript has 4 exons. The record is from RefSeq and is a predicted model, not a curated record.